Hirsutella rhossiliensis is the source of this 2553-nucleotide messenger RNA. RefSeq names its product sir2 family domain-containing protein. Gene Ontology annotation, molecular function: NAD+ binding. The coding region runs from base 1 to 2553 and encodes 850 amino acids. The record is from RefSeq and is a predicted model, not a curated record. Lineage: Eukaryota; Fungi; Ascomycota; Sordariomycetes; Hypocreales; Ophiocordycipitaceae. The transcript is spliced from 5 exons.
AUGCCCACGCAGCACGUCGAGCCGCAGUCUGAUAACCACCUCGACGAUGUUUCCAACUCCCUGCUCAGGGCACGCAGAGUGGUUGUCAUUACCGGUGCCGGCAUAAGCACCAACUCGGGCAUCCCCGACUUCCGAUCCGAAAAUGGCCUUUACUCGCUGGUCCAGGCUCAAUUCGAUGCCGCCGCUCGGCAGGCGCGUCGGUUUGACCCAGCUGCCAGUGCUGGGGACUGCGAUGGCCGCGACGAGUUCCGUCUUACGAAGCGACGCAAGAUCUGCUGUGAAGACUCAGCAGGAUUUCCCGACGACGAGCCCGCGCAGGCCAAGCAGGACUCUACCCAAUCGUCAGAGCCCAAGCUUUCGCCAUCAUUUCAUCACAAGACGGCCGACGAGAUCGAGCCUGUCGCGUUCCAGCCGGAAGACUGCGACGGCCUGGCUGGCCAGCCAUUGCGUACUCCACAGCCAAAGCUAGCCAUGAUCUCAACGACAGACAUAACCACGUCGCCGCUGUCGUCGCCUCCGGCUGACGACAUGAUCAUCCCCCCGUCCACUUUGCGCUCGCCCACUCAUAAGCGACUAGUCGACGUUACGCUGCCUCAAAGCUCAUCGCCACUAUCGUCACCUCCUCCCGCCCUCUUCGAUUCCUUCAUCCCAAGCUCUCCCUCUGCAGCCAUCUUCAGCCGACGGAGUAGUACCUCUGCAUCCGAGGCAGAUAGCUCCACCCCCGCCUCGAACCCCCUGAGCUCAUCGCACACUUGCAAUUCGAGUAGAGGUGCACUUCUAAACAUGAAGGGCAAGGAUCUGUUUGACGCCACCAUCUGGUCGGACCCUAUAAGGACGUCCGUUUUUUACACUUUUGCGACGUCUUUACGGCAAAAAAUCAAGAUGGCGGAGCCAUCGAGCUCCCAUCGGUUCAUCAGCCAUCUGAGAGAUCGCGGGAAGCUCGUUCGUUGUUACACGCAAAACAUUGACCAGAUCGAGGAAAAGCUGCAAAUCAGCUCAAUAAAAUGCCAUCCCAGGCAGGAUCUUCAGACGGGACUGAAACGGGACCUACGGCGCUCUGGGGUGGAAUGCGUUUUCCUUCACGGGUCUCUCGAGCUCCUGAGGUGCUUUCUCUGCGGAAAUGUCUGCUCGUGGGACGACGACGAGCGCGAAGCAGAGACGUUGACGGGCCAGCAACCCGAAUGCCCGCACUGCGUCGGCGCGACGGCGGCCCGAGAGGAAAGGGGGAAACGGGCUUUGGGCGUCGGCAAGUUGCGGCCAGACAUUGUGCUGUACGGCGAGGAACACCCCAGCUCGCAUCUCAUCAGCCCAAUCGUCACCCAUGACCUUGCCCUGCACCCCGACAUGCUGCUCAUCCUAGGCACGAGCUUGCGAGUACACGGCCUCAAGGUCAUGGUCAGGGAGUUCGCCAAGGCCGUACACAGCAAAGGCGGCAAGGUGGUCUUUGUCAACUUUACGAAGCCGCCAGAGAGCUCGUGGGGAGACGUCAUCGACUAUUGGGUCCAGUGGGAUUGCGACGCCUGGGUUGCGGAUCUGCAAGGCAGGAUACCGACACUCUGGCAGGACCGCGAUCUGCCGCGACCGAAAAAGAAGCGCGAGUCUGGUGGGGCAGUCGAGGGCAAGCAAAAGGGGGAGAAGAAGAGGCAACCGGCGGCAAACCCGGUCGCCUUGCGCGACACAAAGGCCACGGGUGCAUACUGGACAGCCAAGGUGCUCCAGGAACUCGGCAGGAUAACAGAGAAGAUCCUGCCCGCACGCAGGGCUUCGAUGGUGGCGGGCGAGCCGACCAGCCAGUCCACGAGCGAACCCUCGUUAAACGCUCUGCGAAAGAAGGGUAAAGCGAAACCAAAGCCUUCGAGGAAAUCGGCACCGGGGGCGCUGGAGAAACCCAUCCGGCCUUGUUCGGCACUCAACCCCGGCCACGGCAGGGCCGAGAAGAGAGGCAAAGAGGCGGCGGAAGCGGCUGCUGCGAGUGUCGACAACGCGGCGGCCAUCAGCUCUAUCCUGAAUUUGGUCAAGGAGAACCCGAGGAUACGCAAGAGAAAGGUGAUUGACGGAGAGGAAGUGGCAGCACCUUGUGCGCCGCGAAGGCGCGGCCGCAACCAGAGCUACAAGGCGGCGGCGGCGGACCUCAAACUUCCACCUCUGCGAUCUCCUCCGGCGCAACAGUCGACUCUGCCAUGCCUUUAUGGAAGGCCGGAGCCGCUGGAGCCGAGAAGCCCGCCAUCGGGACCGCUCGCAUCCCUGUCACCAAACCUGCGCACCGCAAAAGCUUUCCGAGCCAACCCGUUGUACCUGGACGACCCGAUGCAUCUGCUCGACUCGGCACCUCGCUGGUCACCGUUCUGGGGACACGGCGAGGACGGCGGGGGGCUGCUACUGGGGAGCGGGAACAAGGAGACUGAAGCGAGCCGUGGGUCCGGGUUCAAGGAGCCGGGGGCGAGCGGCUCAAAAAUGAUGGGAGGUCCGCCGCCGGGGCCGAGUCGGGUGUCGAUGGGGAACUUGGAGGGGGAACUGAUGGACUGGGGUGCCAACUGGAGCUGCAAGCGGUGA